This is a messenger RNA of Aethalodelphis obliquidens (Pacific white-sided dolphin), 264 nucleotides long. RefSeq names its product cysteine-rich C-terminal protein 1-like. The record is from RefSeq and is a predicted model, not a curated record. The transcript has a single exon. Lineage: Eukaryota; Metazoa; Chordata; Mammalia; Artiodactyla; Delphinidae. Bases 1 to 264 code for a protein of 87 amino acids.
AUGUCCUCCCAGCAGACCGGCAAAGACUUUUCCAAGGGGUCUUCGCAGGACACGAAGGGUUCGUGUCCCACCCCGGCGCCCGACACCUCCUCCUGCUGCGGCUCGGGCUGCUGCAGGGACUCGGGCUGCUGCGGCUCCAGCUCCGUCGGCUGCUGCUGCCUUCCCCUGAGGCGCCGCCUGCUGGGCAGCCGCUGCUGCUGCUGCUGCACGGACAGCAGCCAGAGGUCCCGGUCCUCGAGCUCCGACUGCUGCGGCGGAUGCUGA